AUGGAAUACGUAAAACGCCCCAUCCGAGCUGCCACGGCUCCUGCGGCGCAGAGGAUCUACCUCAACACUUUCCUCUUCGUUACGACCUCGCUCGUACUGCUCGGCAUUGCCGCCGUCGUGUACCCCGUCUUCUACUACGCCUACGUCCCAAAGAAGCUCGUGUCGGUCCCGGUGCACCUCCAAUACAAUGCCGGGCUUAAUCCCUUUGGGGUGACCUCGCUCUCCAAGAGCCUGAUGCUCGAGACGGCCUACGACGUGACGGUCGAGCUGACGCUCCCGCGGUCCCCGCCCAACGUCGACCGCGGCAACUUCAUGAUCGCCCUGUUUGCGACCAAGUCGGAGCUCGAGAACCCGGCCCAGUCGUGGACCAUCCCGUCGGACCCCUACGCGCACGUGCAGCCGGACAACGUGGUCUUCUCGUCGCGCCGCCCGGCCCUGGUCCCGUACCGCGACCCGCUCCUAUCGACCGCCGGCCGCCUGCUCUUCCUGCUGUGGCACCUCGUCGUCUCGCCCGCCGCCGCCGAGCUCGAGACCCUGACCGUCCCCAUGGGCGAGCUCGUCGAGUUCCGCCACCAGCUGCCCCUGAGCCUGCUGCUCGACGUCCAGGCCGGCCAGACCCUGCAGGUCUACGCCGCCCGCAUCGAGCUCGUGGCGCGCCUGACCGGCCUCCGCUGGCUGAUGUACAACCACCGCAUCCUGAGCUUCGUCGCCUUCACCGCCCUCUUCUGGCUCGCCGAGAUGCUGUCCAUGGGCGUCGGGUGGCUGGUCCUCGCCUACGUGCUCCGGGGCAAGCAGGAUGGGGAGGGCGGGGCUGCCGUCGUCGCUCGCGACACGGAUCUCGACGACAGCGCCUGGAAGAGCGACCGCAGCGCGGUGCUGAAGCGCGGGAGUGCGGACCGCGGCUCCGAGACCACCAGCGGGCCGAGUUCCUCGACCUACUACGACAAGAGCCGGAGUGUGAAGCACGAAGACGACGACGACGAUGACGAGAAGAAGUACAUCAAGGAGGAGAGCGUGGAACGAGACCUGCCGGCCCGGCGCAUCGGGUACGGAGAGGACGACGGGGCAGAGGGCACGGGGUCCAGCUACGGCAAGGCGAAGAGCGCAGUGAGGAAGCGGUCGUCCAGAGAACUGGGUGGGCAUGAGUAA
Messenger RNA from Neoarthrinium moseri, 1149 nucleotides. RefSeq lists its product as uncharacterized. The record is from RefSeq and is a predicted model, not a curated record. The transcript is spliced from 3 exons. Bases 1 to 1149 code for a protein of 382 amino acids. NCBI's taxonomy places the organism in Eukaryota, Fungi, Ascomycota, Sordariomycetes, Amphisphaeriales, Apiosporaceae. Gene Ontology annotation, biological process: lipid storage; lipid droplet organization. Gene Ontology annotation, cellular component: endoplasmic reticulum membrane.